Molecule: messenger RNA, 1158 nt
Organism: Geodia barretti
Lineage: Eukaryota; Metazoa; Porifera; Demospongiae; Tetractinellida; Geodiidae
Source: the annotation of a GenBank genome assembly
GCUGAUCGGGCUGCGUAUAGAGAGAAUGCUUACAGACGAAGGGCUGCUGCAAAAGCCUGCUAUGAUGCAAACCCUAGACUGAAGUGUGCAGCUAGCAAGGCAGCUUAUAAAACCAACCCUGAUAAAAUGAAGGCAUUGUUUCGAGACUAUCAUGCCUCACAUCGCAGUGCCAGGCUAAGGUAUUUCAGAAAAUAUCACACUCAUACCAAACCAAAGAGAGUGACAAGGGCUAGAUACAGUUUGGCGCAGCCUAACCAACUGACAAUUGAACAGUGUUAUAGGAGUGUUAACGCCAACCUGCUAGCUGACGGUAAAGUUUUGUUGAAACUCAAGGAAGAGUUCAAGUCCCUGCAUGCUGGUGUAGCAGAUACACUGAGUAAGGCAGAGUUGGAAAAGACAGUGGGUAGACUUGCAGUUAAAAGGCUGGUUUGCAAAGCCUUACAAAUACGCAGGAAACAUGCAGGGUUUUUGCUGGCCAGCAUUAAGCUGAUUAAGUCUAUUACACUUAAAGAACACAUUGACUUUGGAAAAGGCUGCCACACUAGUGUGACAGAGCCUUACUUUUAUGAGGCAGCCUACCUGCAUGUUAGAGAGUCCCCAAUCCCUGUUAAUGAGAAGGGGGAGGGCAUUGUUGCUAAAGAAGUGCCUAUGGAGGCUGGCAGUAAGAAUGAAGAAGAUGGGAAAGUUUCUGACAAGGGACCUGCCCAGUCUAAGAUGUGGGAGUGCUCAAAGCAGUGCAAACCACUAAGUGAAUUUGAGGUCAAUGCCAUUGUUUGUUUUAGGACAGCUUUUGAGCAGCCUGUUGAGAAAGUGAGGCAGGCCCUGGCUGAAUGUGAUAUGGGUUGCCCCUAUGGUCACUACACCAAAUUAGUGGGUUCUCUGCCUGUGGACCUUAGAGGACACCCCAUUGUUUGUUACUCUGGUGACUACUGUACUAGUACCCUGAGAAUACUCAGAGCAGCUUCCACUCAUUUCCCUGUUUUGAGGAGGUUUUUGGCCCAUGUAACAUCUGCUCUGAGUGCUCACAGGAUUGUGUACGAUAUUGACAACGCUUUGAAGAAUGGUAACCACCAGAGAUUGCUACAAAUCACACAGGUUGAGUCCCUUCUGAGUUGUAAUGUAGAACAGAACUAUCAAAAGCUCACUCCUGUUGAUAGC